AUGGUCAAAUUCGACUUUCUCCGAUCCGUGGGCGCCACGAAAGAGGCCGUCGCCGUGCUCAACGACCAGCCCAACCUCUUUACCAACCUCAUCGUCGUCCUCAUCGGCCUGGGCGUGCAGGCCACCCUGCUGUGGUACAUUCACUACGCUACGCUCAAGCCAGAGCAGAAGAAGAAGAAGAACAAGGAAAAAAAGGGCGGUGCGGCUGCGGCGCGUGGCCGGGGAGGGGAUAACGCGAGAAAAUAA
Messenger RNA from Beauveria bassiana ARSEF 2860, 246 nucleotides. RefSeq lists its product as uncharacterized. The transcript has a single exon. NCBI's taxonomy places the organism in Eukaryota, Fungi, Ascomycota, Sordariomycetes, Hypocreales, Cordycipitaceae. The record is from RefSeq and is a predicted model, not a curated record. The coding region runs from base 1 to 246 and encodes 81 amino acids.